Molecule: messenger RNA, 565 nt
Organism: Owenia fusiformis
Lineage: Eukaryota; Metazoa; Annelida; Polychaeta; Sabellida; Oweniidae
Source: the annotation of a GenBank genome assembly
UAACAAUAUGAAGCUGCUUGUGUCAUUGGUCGCUUUUGCACUUUACUUUGCAGUAGCCAGUGCACAAGUGAACGAAAAUCUCGUCGAUUUGCUGUGGACCCGGGCCGAACUUCUCCGACAACAGCCGAACGUGAGCCAACCUUGCGUCAAUAGAGACGUAUUCCAAGCAUUGUUUCUGAGUUACGACAGUGAUGAUGAUAUGCGGGUCACUCGUGAAGAGUUCGUGCCAAGGUGGCAGGCUAACACCAACAUGACAACCGAUGAUGUGAAUGCCCUGUAUGACUAUAUCGUUAUUACCGGUGGAGGCAGUCCCAACUUCAUUGACGAAUCUGAUAUCGACUUUUUUUACCUAUCAUUCAUAAGCAACAGUGAGGGAUGCAUCUCAGAGGUAAAUUACAAGGCUCGUUGGAGGGAGGUCAUUGCUGACCUUCCAGACCAGGGUGCCCAAGUCCCUCCUGCCCGGUUGUAUAACAAGACACGGCAUGUGCCGCCAUCUAUCGAUAGAUUAAGAUGAACAUUUGAUAUACUGUCGUUUAUUAAUAAUAAACAUAAAACUCUUUAAAAA